Pezoporus occidentalis (night parrot) is the source of this 940-nucleotide messenger RNA. RefSeq names its product FSHD region gene 1 (gene FRG1). Bases 79 to 849 code for a protein of 256 amino acids. Gene Ontology annotation, cellular component: nucleolus; striated muscle dense body; catalytic step 2 spliceosome. Gene Ontology annotation, molecular function: actin filament binding. Lineage: Eukaryota; Metazoa; Chordata; Aves; Psittaciformes; Psittacidae. The transcript is spliced from 9 exons. The record is from RefSeq and is a predicted model, not a curated record.
GGGAGGGAAGGUUUGUCACUCCGCGGCUUCCGUCGGCGCGCACCCUGAUGUGUCGUUUUGCGCUUGCCGUAGUCGGACAUGGCGGAAUAUUCGUGCGUUAAAUCCACCAAGCUCGUCCUCAAAGGGGCGAAAGAGAAGAGCAAGAAAAAGCACAAAGAGAAGAAAAGGAAAAGGGAAGAGGAUGCGGCAGAGCAACUUGAUAUUGUUGGAAACUGGUGGGCUGUCCGUAAUUUUGGUGAAAUUACGGGAACGAUAGCUAUAGAAAUGGAUAAAGGAGCUUACAUCCAUGCCCUCGACAAUGGCUUGUUUACUCUUGGAGCACCACAUAAAGAUGAUGAAGGCCCUAGUCCUCCCGAACAGUUUACAGCAGUAAAGUUGUCUGAUACAAGGAUUGCUCUGAAGUCUGGUUAUGGCAAAUACCUUGGUAUAAAUUCAGAUGGACUUGUCAUUGGACGUGCAGAUGCGAUAGGGUCAAGAGAGCAGUGGGAACCUGUCUUCCAAGAUAAGAAAAUGGCAUUACUAGCAGCAAACAGCCGUUUUAUUAGAUGCAAUGAAGAGGGAGACAUAGAAGCCAAAAGCAAAACUGCAGGGGAAGAAGAAAUGAUCAAGAUUCGUACUUGUGCUGAAAGAGAAGCUGAGAAGAAAGAUGAUCUUCCACAUGAAGACAAAGGAAACGUUAAACAGUGUGAAAUCAAUUAUGUAAGGAAAUUCCAAAGUUUUCAAGACAAAAAGCUUAAAAUAAGCAAAGAAGAUACAAAAGCCCUUAGAAAAGCCAGGAAAGAAGGCACUUUUCAUGAAAUGCUGCUUGACAGGAGAGCAAAAGUGAAAUCGGAUAGAUACUGCAAGUGACAACCAGCUGGUCCAUUUUCUUCUACAGCUUUGAUGAUAGUGUCAUAAUUGAAAACAAGAGUAAAAUGUUUUGUAAUUAUUUUUUAUUGAA